AUGGCAUCUUACGAAGCCCUGUAUGGUCGUAAGUAUCGUACUCUGCUAUGCUGGACUGAGUUGGGUGAGCGUCGAAUUUUGGGUCCUGAGUUAGUUUCUGAGACUAAGGAUAAUGUUAGACUACUUCGGGAUCAUCUUAAGGUAACUUCUGAUAGACAGAAGUCUUAUGUGAAUCUAAAAAGGAAGGAUGUCAAAUAUUUUGUGGAAGGUUUCGUAUUUCUUAAGGUAUCUCCGUGGAAGAAAGUUCUGCGAUUCGAUCGUAAGGGCAGGUUAAGCCUUAGGUUGAUUGGGUCGUAUCAGAUUCUGAAGCGUAUGAGACCGGUUGCUUAUCAGUUAAAGCUACUUACAAAGUUAGAUCGUAUCUAUGAUCUGUUUCACAUCUCGAUGUUGAGGCGGUAUCAGUCUAAUCCAUAUCACAUUGUCUCUGUUGAGGAGAUUAAUUUUAGACCGGACUUGAUGUAUGAGAAGGAGCCGGUUUAA
This is a messenger RNA of Gossypium raimondii (Peruvian cotton), 480 nucleotides long. RefSeq lists its product as uncharacterized. The record is from RefSeq and is a predicted model, not a curated record. Bases 1 to 480 code for a protein of 159 amino acids. Lineage: Eukaryota; Viridiplantae; Streptophyta; Magnoliopsida; Malvales; Malvaceae. The transcript has a single exon.